AUGGAAGGAGAUGAUCAAAAGGAGUUGCAGCUGCUUCCUUCUCCUCACCUGAUGACCUCUUCUUCAUCACAGAGGACAUCUCGACCGUCGGAUUCAUCGAUAAGAUAUCACCGGUCAUCGAAGGCAGCGGUGCAGGAUGCAUUAUUGGAAGGGCCUAAUUCCCUUGACCUGCAACUGUCAAUCAGUGUGAGGCCAAUAAGGGCAGCUUCUUCCUCAGAUCGUUGUGUUGUGUCAAAACCAGUCUGUGAUUUUGAUGUCUUCAAGCCCAAGACAGCUGGUUGUGUGGAGGCCUUGAAAUGGCAAGCAGCUGAGCAAAUCAGAUUGGCUGCAAUGGAAAAGGCCUAUGCAGAGAGAGUGAGGGAGCUGACAAGGAGAGAGAUGGAAUUGGCUCAGUCAGAGUUCACACGUGCAAGGCACAUGUGGGAGAGGGCUAGAGAAGAAGUGGAGAAAGCUGAGAGAAUGAAGGAGAAGGCAAUGCUUCAGAUGGACUCUACGUGCAUGGAGAUCACUUGCCAAUCUUGCAGACAAAGGUUUAGGCCUUGA
Prunus armeniaca (apricot) is the source of this 543-nucleotide messenger RNA. The record is from the annotation of a GenBank genome assembly. Lineage: Eukaryota; Viridiplantae; Streptophyta; Magnoliopsida; Rosales; Rosaceae.